UAUAUAUAGAGGAGAUUGAGGAUGAGAUUGAGCAAAGAGUGUGAAAAUGAAUAUGGAAAGAGAUGUAGAAGUAGAGAUGCAAGAGUUGAGGAAAACAUUCAAGAGUGGGAUCACAAAGGAAGAAGGAUGGAGAAGAUCACAGCUUCAGAAUUUGCUUUCUCUACUUGUUGAGAAAGAGGAUCACAUUUUCCAAGCUCUAGAACAAGACUUGGGAAAGCAUCCAGUUGAAUCUUUUAGAGAUGAGGUGGGACCCUUGAUCAAAUCUGUUAAUUUUGCUCUAAAAUGCUUGAAGAAAUGGAUGGCUCCUAAGAAGGCUGAUUUGCCUGCCGCUGCAUUCCCAUCGAGUGCAGAACUAGUCCCGGAGCCUCUUGGGGUAGUUCUAAUCAUAUCAUCUUGGAAUUUCCCCUUCGGGAUAUCGUUGGAGCCGUUGAUCGGAGCGAUUGCGUCCGGGAACGCAGUUGUCUUGAAACCGUCUGAGCUCGCACCGGCCUCCUCUUCGACCCUAGCCACUUUGAUCCACACUUACCUCGACACCUCCGCUAUCCGAGUUGUCGAAGGCGGUGUCGCUGUCGGGGAGCGCCUCCUGCGGCAGAAAUGGGACAAGAUCUUUUUCACGGGCAGCUCCGCCGUGGCGCGUGCGGUCAUGACAGCUGCCGCCGCGAAUUUGACUCCCGUCGGAUUGGAAUUGGGAGGAAAGUGCCCUGCGCUUAUCGACUACUCUCUUUCGUCUUCUUGGGAUAGAGAGGUGGCGUUGGAUCGUAUCCUUGCGGCGAAAUUCGGGACGUGUGCCGGACAAGCUUGCAUAGGGAUUGACUACAUCCUUGUCGACAGAAGAUUCUCUGACACUCUAAUUCAGCUGCUCAAGGCAAAGAUUCUCAAGAUGUUUGGGGAGAAUCCGAAAGAAUCUAAAACUAUUGCAAAAAUAGUAAACAAAUCCCAUUUUUCACGGUUAAGCCGUCUUUUUGAUGAUCCAAUGGUUAGAGAUUCUGUUGUUCUUGGUGGAUUAAUGGAUGAAGACAAUCUUUACAUUGAACCAACAUUGCUGUUAGAUCCACCACUUGAUGCUCAAAUCAUGACUGAAGAAAUCUUUGGUCCAUUGCUCCCCAUUAUCACUUUGGAUAAUAUUGAAGAGAGCAUUGACUUUAUCAAUGCAAGGCCAAAAGCACUAGCCAUAUAUGCAUUCACAAAUAAUAAAAAGUUGAAGCAAAAACUAUCCACACAAACAUCUUCAGGCAGCAUUGUGAUUAAUGAUGCCAUCAUUCAAUAUAUUGGAGAUUGUGUUCCAUUUGGUGGAGUAGGAGAGAGUGGAUUUGGGAGAUAUCAUGGAAAAUAUUCAUUUGAUAUGUUUUCUCAUGAGAAAGCUAUUAUAAAAAGAAGCUUCCUUAUUGAUUUCUGGUUCAGAUAUCCUCCAUGGAAUCACCAGAAGCUGCAGCUCUUUAGAUCUGCCUACAGAUUUGAUUAUUUUCGAAUUCUUCUCAUCAUUUUGGGUCUCAAAUCCUGAUCACAUCUAAAUUGUAAACUGAAAUCAAUGUUUCUUUGUUUGUAUCAAUGCAAAAUAAAACUGCCAAUGAAAAUGAGACAUUUUAAUUUUA
Messenger RNA from Salvia splendens (bonfire salvia), 1592 nucleotides. Its product is annotated as aldehyde dehydrogenase family 3 member F1. The transcript is spliced from 7 exons. Gene Ontology annotation, cellular component: cytoplasm. Lineage: Eukaryota; Viridiplantae; Streptophyta; Magnoliopsida; Lamiales; Lamiaceae. Bases 47 to 1501 code for a protein of 484 amino acids. Gene Ontology annotation, molecular function: aldehyde dehydrogenase (NAD+) activity. The record is from RefSeq and is a predicted model, not a curated record. Gene Ontology annotation, biological process: aldehyde metabolic process.